AUGCCCCGAGGCUUCUACCAACCCACGUCAAGUUCUGCGUCCCGAGCUACCAAUGCGGGGAUACGCGAGCAGAGCAAUCAACCAUCAAACAUAAGAACUAGACAGGGUCGAUUCGAAGCUCCUGCCAAGAUACCGGGAGCUGGAGAGGCGAAGCAACCCUACCCGACGGCAUCCAGACGCAAGUCUAGUAGCCCCUCAGCUUUGCCCCUUCCACAAGCAUCGAGCGAACCUCGACUGCCUCCUUCCGGACGCAAAUCGCUUGCCUAUUUGCAAGGCAGGAAUCCAUAUGGCCGAGUCUUGGACAGAAUCCAACAUCCGCACCGGGAGCCCGAGGCAGUGACGACAGCAGCUGUAUCACCUUCCCAAGCUGGCUCCAAUAUCGGUUCACAGCCACUUCCGGUGGGUGUCGCAGACUUGAAAAUACAAUCUCUGGCUCAAGAGUCGGGUCGACGCGACACCCAGACAACAUCCCCGCCAUCGAGACAGCCACAGGUUCCCAAGUCAGUUCGCUCUGCCAAGAACUUCUUCGAGACAGAAGCCUUUCAACGUCCGUCGGCGUCCCAUCCCCCACCUUCAGUCCCUGGUGCCAGUACCGCGAGGGCGCUCGCACCCCAAACCUACCCCUCUAGUUCCUCUCUCGAAUCUCCUGCCCGUGCUCCAAACCCGAAGCUGUCUUCUACUCCUGACGAGCAAGCCCCCAAUACUGGGCUGCUGUUAUCUUCUCUCACGGAAUUUUACGAUACUCGCGAAUCUGUGCAGUCUAUGAUUUCCUACAAACAAGGCAAAGCCGAUGAGUGUGCUCUCAUCAUCACGACACAGAAAGCAACGCCCCCGGCAGAACCAUCUGAUCAGGGAGAGGAGCAGUACUUUUCCGAUAUAGAGCGAGAACCCACUGGUCGUCGGAAGUCAACCAACAUCUUCGCAGGCAAAUCCGGCGGUACAGGGCUUCCAAGUCUUGGUCAACAGGCCAAACAGGACAGCUUUGCAAGCGAUAAUCUCUCCAAGAGGCCGCUUCCCGACACUGGCGGGGUCAACCCAACUGGUCACAGAGGUCCCUCUGACGAGAUUGUGAGGUGUCUCGCUACCCGCAGUUCAAUACCAGCUGCUGAGACCAGGCAAGCCAACAGUUCGAACCCUCCGUCGCAACAAGAAGGUAGACGUGCGAAGUCUGGUCGCGAUCUUCGAAGGACUUUCGAGGAAGACAACGGGAUUUCCCCUAAACGGCUCAGGCGCAGUGGAUUACACACUGCUUCUUUGACGGAGAGUGGUAGUUCACCAAAGGAACCCGUCGAUCGUGUCGCUCAGUGGACUCGGAGUACAAAUGUUGGAAAUCCUCACAAUCAGUUUGGGAAGUCUAUUGGUGUGCGUAGACGAGCCGAUGAGAUCGUGGCAAGGAAUCUUGGCCACGACGGUGCAAGCGACAUGACUGUCUCUCGACAUAGCUGUAUCUCAGGUUCGAUUCCAACUGCUAAUAUCGGUGUCGAAGAGCAGUAUGGCGAGACUAAAGUGCCGGACGAUGUUGACAAUCGCCAAGGGUACGGGCGUCGCGUCACACAAGAUUUUGGCUUCCCAGGCGCACAGAUCAAGUCGCAUGGCAUCAACAAGACAAGCCGACCAUUACGAGACCCUGGCAAUUGGACCAAGCGAGCGUGUGGGCACUUCUCAUACAUGGGCAAAACCGAGCACCGCGAGCAUGCACAAGAGAAAAUAUGUCGGCAAUGUUCGACCCGAGUACCAGUGCUUGAAGAGCUACCGUCUACGAAGCGGCGGACACACAAACGAGCUUCAUCAGAAUCAUCGACCUCCACAACCCCUUCAUCGAAAAUCUCCACAGAUGACUGUUGCCGCUGGCAGAGGCGUCGUUGGUGUCACUCUGAAAGCCUGUCGCAUGACAGAUGCGGAGAUGAAUUUGCUGAGGAGUUGGGUCAUAUCAUCGACAAUAUUCUAGAAGAGCAUGCAAACACACUCCAGAAUGUCAUCAACAACAUCAAGAACACUCAACCCAGUCUCGACCGGCUUCGAAGGGUGUCUGGAGACCUUGUUUGGCGAUGCAAUACCAAUGAACAUAACAGAAAUCGCUGCCGGACAUCCUGCCGUUCAGCACAAGAAUCCUGUCGACGUGACGAUGAUUGCCUUCCACCUUACCCAUAUCUCCCACCCAAAGCGGCAGAGAAACUCAAUGUUGGGGCUACAGGCCAAGUUAAGCCGAACCUUAACGAUCCUGAAUCGAGCCUGCGUGAGGAAGUGCAUUCCAUACCCGACCUUGUCGACCUUGUCAAAUCUGCAGCCGACGAUCUCGGCUUCGAUCUUGACCGAAGGCCCACCGCGACCGACGAUGACAUGUUCCACAACGCCCCUUACGAGACCACACCUAUGGGUUCUGUCUCACAUCACACGGAUUUCUCCUUCGGGACAGCAGAAGACAGGGCUACGGAGGACGAGCCGCUUACAGAGGAGAGCUGGCUACAGCAAACAUGUCGACACUUGACCAAACUUUCGGAGGCCCGGGAGCAGCUUAUGGACGAACUGGAUUCCAUUGCUGGGUAUCUCGACGUUGAACUUCGAGAACAACCAGAGGUUAAGUCGGUGACUGAUUCGGAUGCACCACAUCCACACCGCGUACUCAGCAAAGCUCCUACAGGUCUCUCACGUACAUCCACAUUACAGAGAGACACUCUUGUCGACUCAGUACAGCGUAUGCUCAGCAAAACGCCUACUGGCAUCUCACGCAGCUCUACAUGGCAUGCAGAAGACGAGGAGGCCGUCGAAGACCCCGACGUCGAGCCAGUGCAGCGUGUAUCGAUCAUGUCUCCUCCUGCUAUCUUGCAGGUCUCUACAUGGAUCAGGGACGUUUCUGUCGACGCAACGCGACGUGUACUCAGCAAGCCUCCUACUGGCCUCCUGCACAAUAAUACCUGGCAUAGCAUUGGGGACGAUCCAGCAGACAAUUCUUUUGUCGAGCCCGUACAACGUGCACUCAGUAAGGCUCUUACUGGUCUCUCGCGCAACUCUACAUGGCAAAAGAAUGUUGAUGCACCGGUAGACGAAGUCGCUAUUGAAAGUGUAGAGCGUGUACUCAGCAAGGUCCCCUCUGGCUUCUCACGCGGAUCCACAUCGCAUGGUAACAAGACUGUCGACGUCGGAGACCUCGGGGCUGACGUUUCGGAUCACCAGAAGUACGAUCCGGUUACCGCAAUGGUGCAGCGUGUUCUCAGUAAAGCAUCCACUGGUGUCUCAACCAAGCCAACCUGGCCGAGUUCCACGACCGUCAACACCGCCGAAGAUGAAAUCCAGAGCGUCGUCGAUAAUAGCGUUGACGAGCUUCGGCUUAGUCGCGCACUCACUCGGAUCCUUAGCCAACCGAAAAAACCUUCAUCUGCCGGUCAAGAGCCGUACAAGGUUGAAGACGUUUCGCCUGAAGAGAUCUAG
Alternaria rosae is the source of this 3429-nucleotide messenger RNA. RefSeq lists its product as uncharacterized. The record is from RefSeq and is a predicted model, not a curated record. Lineage: Eukaryota; Fungi; Ascomycota; Dothideomycetes; Pleosporales; Pleosporaceae. The coding region runs from base 1 to 3429 and encodes 1142 amino acids. The transcript has a single exon.